CAUAGUACGGUAUCGUAUCACGGUACCUGUACGGAUCCUAGUAGAUUGAAACACAAAUGCUUCCAUCUGAAACCGAAACCAUCAUCCCCAAUCAUCGAUCCAUACCUGUUUUUGAACCCCCUCACGACCAUCCAUCAUAAGUGGGUGAAAGACAUCCACGCUUCGGCUUGUAUCAAAAUGAUGAGGUCGUCCGUGACAACCACCACGAUGCGUCGCUUGGAAGGAGCAUUUCGUCGCCAAUUGAAUGGAUCUCUUUCUGCUACUAGUAUUUGUGCGCACCAUCCACAGCGAGGGUUUUCUUCGGCUCGACCAAAAGCGAAAGAGAGUAGGGUGGCAGCAGAUCCUUCAGGCGGAGACACUGAACCUUCUGAGAAGACCCAGAAUCGACAACCAUUUGUAAAACCCAUUCUCGAGCCCGGCGAAUGGGACAUCGAUCGCAAGGAUCCCUAUCAUAGGCCGAAGCCACCCCGCAACAAACUGAUCAGCGCCGAAGAUUUUGCGAACCGGCCACCUGUCGGUUUCGACAACGAGUUCAGUAGCUAUGAAGAUUCCAUGAUCGCCCUGUCCUGGCUAGAUACCAAGACGUGCCGACAAAUUUAUUCCACAUACGUGGACAUGAUGGUCCGCCACCAAACGGACCAUCCCGGGCGGACUUCCCACGAGUACGUGUGUCGGGUCCUUGCCCAACGCUUUCAGAUCACAACCUGGAGGGCGGCGGGCGUCGUUCAGCUGCAGCAUGCCGAGGAGCAAAUGAGGAGGAACAACCCCGAAUUGCUCUGCGAGGAGCAGGCGCAAUGGGCCGAGGAGACCAUUAUGAAAAACAUUUCGGAUGCCUAUAAAUCAGAGCGGUCGCAUCCUCCAAAUAGAGGCCACGGUGGCCAGCACCAGCCCUUUGUGGAAGAUCCGGUGGGCAUUCAUGGUCUUGGAGAACCAGACGAAAUAUCCACCUCUUGGGCUCCCACUGAUGAUAUCUAUGACCUCGAGGCCAAGCUGCACCAGGCCAAUGCAAGAGACGACGAGCUGGCCCAGGUCAUGAUCGACGAACACGUCUACAGCGAAGACGUCGACGAGUCGACCCUGCCGGUCCAAACCGAUGGGGUUGCAAAGGGAUUAAUCAGGGCUCAUAAAAAGCAACAAAAUGAAUCCAAGAACGAGGACGAAUCGUUGAGCAUCGCAUACCCGGAGACAAACGGCCAGGGCGCCAAGCGCCCCCGCUGGAAAUACGUUGCAAAGGUUGUGAAUACCCGCGCAAUGCGCAAAAAGGGGAGAAAGAUCACUUCCUACUCCAACAACAACACAACCAACACCCUGGUGGAACACAAUGGGGAGUUGAGGGUGGCCACGGUCGAAGAAGCCAAAAAGGUGGCCUGGAAACCCACCCGAACGAAGGGGAACUCUUACAUCUAUGAGGGGGCCCAAAAGGCAUGGCUUGACAAGACCAUCAACGGGAAGACAGAAGUCUGGGGCAAAGCACCCAAGACGAGUGCGGCGGCAGCCACCGCUGCAGCAGCGGCGGGUGUCGUUACGGAGGAACCAGUGACACCGACGGAUGAAGCCUCCGCGGCCGAGGACGAAACAAAGGAGGAGGAAUCCGGUGAUGACACCGAGGAGCAAGACGACUCUGAAAAGUAAUGGCCACGAAUGAAUAGAAUGGCAAUCUUAUA
Molecule: messenger RNA, 1664 nt
Organism: Pseudo-nitzschia multistriata
Lineage: Eukaryota; Bacillariophyta; Bacillariophyceae; Bacillariales; Bacillariaceae
Source: the annotation of a GenBank genome assembly